GACUCCCCGACCCCAUCCGCGGCGGCGGCCGCCGCCGCAAUCCGAAUCCCGCAGGGCGAGGAAAUGCAGCGCGUCGUCGUCAUGCGCCACGGCGAUCGCCUCGACCAGGCCGAGCCCAUCUGGCCCGCCAACAAGCCCCGCCCCUGGGACCCGCCGCUCACCGACGCCGGCCUCCUCCGCGCCUGGACCGUCGGCAAGCGCAUCAGGGCCGCGGCCGCCGCCGACGGGUGGGCCGUCCACCGGGUCCUCGUCUCCCCGUUCCUGCGAUGCCGGCAGACCGCCGCGCGGGCAGUCGCCGCGCUAUGCGCCGUCCCCAACGACGCCGCGCUGCUCGCCAUCGAGGACGCGGCCAAUGUGCCCCUCGACACCUCACGCCUCAAGGUGUCUAUUGAGUAUGGAUUGUCUGAGAUGAUGAACACUCAAGCAAUGGGCGGUAUUGUUGGCAAGGUGGCUCCCGGCGUCCGUAAGUGGUUUCCCGACGUGCCAGAGCUUGAGGCCAUCUUUCCGGCCGGAACAAUUGACCAUUCUGCAGAGUCAAUCUACCCGGGGGUACCAAAAUGGGAGGAGUCCAUCUUGGAGGCAAGAAGCAGAUAUGCAAGUGUCAUCAAGGCUCUUGCUGACAAGUAUCCUCAUGAAAACCUACUCUUAGUGACACACGGUGAGGGUGUCGGGGCAUCUGUGUCCUACUUUGAGAUGGGGUUGGAGAUCUACGAUGUGGAGUACUGUGCGUACUCUAUCCUGGAGAGGCAGGUGUCUACGAAGCCUGGUGAUGAGCAAGGGGGCUUCACCGCGGACAGCUUCAGGGUCCUGACCAAGAGUGGCACCACAGGCAUACAGUAUGCCCCGGUGUCAGAGAGCUGGUUUGUUGGUUGAGCAGGAUUGGAGCUGACAUUCCGUUCCGGCUUUGUAUGCGGAUCGAUAAUCCCUGGUGUUUCUACAUCUUCAUGCCUGUUGAUUCUGGCCUAGGCUUGUUUGUUCUUGUUCCGUCCAGCAGCAAUUCAGGGAAUAAUACACAAACUGGUAGGUUUUUGUUAAGUAAUAAGUGGAGUGCAUUCAACUGUGGAUACAUAUACCAUUGCCUAUGUAUGGCGAUGACGGCUGGGAGGGCAUAAAGGAAAAAGGAGACCAGAAUGAAUGAUCCAUGGCGUGGUGUGGAAUCUAUGGUAGUUCAAAGUGUCCCCCUCCUCUCUUCUAGAUGGAGAGGGAGAGGGAGAGGGAAAGGGCUAGUGGUGCCAUAUCCGAUUGCCCAUGCAUGGCAACCGCUUUUCUUCUUCAUCUUUAGUUUUUUGUGAUGUGAUUGCUCCCUCUAUGGCACCCAAGAAAACGAAAUCCUCUGAAUAUUUACUGGAAAA
This is a messenger RNA of Panicum hallii, 1352 nucleotides long. RefSeq lists its product as uncharacterized. The record is from RefSeq and is a predicted model, not a curated record. The transcript has 4 exons. Bases 64 to 873 code for a protein of 269 amino acids. Lineage: Eukaryota; Viridiplantae; Streptophyta; Magnoliopsida; Poales; Poaceae.